AAGUAUAAAAUACUUAUCCGCACACCUGUCAUACGCAUAACCGUGUUUCUGGUUCAGACGUGUGCGAUAAUGCGACCAUACGGAGUUCCGUGCGCCUUUGCGCUGUCGAUCGCGACGGCGUUGCUGUUUGCAGCUUCCACGGAAGGUAUCGAUGAUAUAAGGCAUACCGACAACAAUGCUGAAAAUAUCGCUGCUAGAAAACGGGCGAGCAACGAAAACAUUAGUCCAGACGAAAACAACAAGCAGUUUUGGUUCAACGCCGGAAAUAAUCUUCUGCGGAAUAAAUUGAAUUCGGAACGGCAGUAUGGCGUGGCGAAGAACGUGAUUUUUUUCAUCGGCGACGGAAUGUCGAUAGCCACGUUGACCUCAGCCAGAAUUUACAUGGGACAACAGAAAAAUCAAACAGGAAGCGAAAAGGAAAUGCUGUCGUUUGAGAAGUUCCCGUUUACCGGUCUUUCGAAAACCUACUGCGUGGACAGUCAGGUGGCCGACUCGGCUUGCUCCGCCACUGCAUACCUGACAGGCGUGAAGGGCAACAUCGAGACCAUCGGAGUGUCCGGCGCAGUAUCCAACCGGGACUGUUUAGCCAGCAACGAACCUGCGAACCAAGCGGUUUCAAGUAUGCUGUGGGCUCAACGGGCGGGUAAGAGGACGGGCGUAGUGUCCAACAUGAGGGUGACGCACGCUACGCCGGCCGGCGCUUACGCCAACGUGGCGCAACGCGUCUGGGAGUGCGACAAUGACGUGUUGAUCGACCCAUUGUCCGACAAAUCGUGCGCGACAAAAUCAGCGGACAUCGCCCGUCAGCUGAUUGAGAGGGAAACCGGCCGAAAUCUGAACGUAGUAAUGGGAGGUGGAAGGGCAAAAUUUUUUCCCCAAACCGAUAAAGAUCAAAAAAACUAUCCGGGAGAAAGAAGUGAUGGCAGAAACUUGAUUAAAGAAUGGUUAGAGAUAAAUCGCACUUCAGGGGCAAGUAGUGCUUAUGUCACCGACCGUUCCCAAUUGAAAUUUGUGAAUACCAGUGACACGGAUUAUCUACUCGGUCUGUUUGCAUCCAGUCACAUGUCUUACAACAUACUCGCCAACAAGUCCGAAGAACCCACGUUGGUGGAAAUGACGGAGGCAGCCAUCGAGGUGCUUUCCAAAGGUGACGCCGGCUUCUAUCUGUUCGUAGAGGGCGGACUCAUCGACUGGGCGCACCACAGUAACAUGGCGCAUCUGGCUCUCGACGAGGCUGUAAUGUUGUCGAAGGCUGUGGGCCGAGCCGUCGAGUUGACGUCCAGGCAAGACACUCUGAUCGUGGUCACGUCUGACCACUCACAUACCAUGACCGUUAACGGUUACCCGCACCGUGGUAGUGACAUUCUGGGACACCCAAAAAUCUCCUCCAGCGACAAUAUGCCGUACUCAACUCUUAGCUACGCCAACGGUCCGUCCGCCAAAGAGCGGUACAACUUGACCGAUGACAAAACGUAUCAACCCGAAUACCAGUUCCCGUCGAUGGUAAAUAUGUCGUGGGAGACGCACGGCGGCGACGACGUCGCGGUCUUCGCUAUGGGUCCGUGGGCUCACCUGUUCGUUGGAAAUUACGAACAGAACUAUAUACCACACGCGAUAAGUUACGCAGCCAACAUUGGGCCUGGGGCUGAACUUGAACGGAAACAUGAGGCCAAUUCGUCUAGCCCGAAGAUUUUGGUCGGUCCGUCGCUGGCAGCAAUCACGACACUCGUCAUGUUCCUACUUCGGUAACCAUAAUAAUAUUACCUGUAUUAUGGUAUAAUACUGUUGACUAGUGGACUUGCGACUUAAACACGCGCUGCUGUAGUGGCGAAUACAAUUUAUUUAUACAUUUUUUUUUUUUUGGGGGGGGGGGUUAUUAUGCAGAUAUGA
Messenger RNA from Myzus persicae (green peach aphid), 1890 nucleotides. Its product is annotated as membrane-bound alkaline phosphatase-like. The transcript is spliced from 7 exons. The coding region runs from base 70 to 1749 and encodes 559 amino acids. Gene Ontology annotation, biological process: dephosphorylation. The record is from RefSeq and is a predicted model, not a curated record. Lineage: Eukaryota; Metazoa; Arthropoda; Insecta; Hemiptera; Aphididae. Gene Ontology annotation, molecular function: alkaline phosphatase activity.